This is a messenger RNA of Nelumbo nucifera (sacred lotus), 950 nucleotides long. Its product is annotated as putative phospholipid hydroperoxide glutathione peroxidase. The record is from RefSeq and is a predicted model, not a curated record. Lineage: Eukaryota; Viridiplantae; Streptophyta; Magnoliopsida; Proteales; Nelumbonaceae. Gene Ontology annotation, biological process: response to oxidative stress. Gene Ontology annotation, molecular function: peroxidase activity. Gene Ontology annotation, cellular component: cytosol.
AAUAAUAUCUUCAUCCUUUAACCUUCUAUAUGCUCUGUUCUUCCUCACGUCGCAUUUUAGGUUGCAGAAGUCUCGCGGUUUUUGCAAUCUCUGUUCCGAAGUUCUAUAUACCCCGCCAUCUCUCAUCUGUUCCGAAGUUCUAUAUACCCCGCCAUCUCUCAUCUGUUCCGAAGUUCAUAGUAUCAGGGCUCCCCCGUUCUUCUUCGAUACCCUUUUCUUUUUUCUCUCGAAAGCCCAUCUUGUUCCUAGUCAAAUCAGCUUCUACGAUGGCAAGCCAAUCGAAGAAAGAACCAACAUCCAUUCACGAUUUUACUGUCAAGGAUGCAAGGGGAAAUGAUGUCGAUCUUAGCGUUUACAAGGGAAAGGUUCUGGUGAUCGUUAAUGUUGCAUCACAAUGUGGAUUGACCAAUUCGAACUAUACGGAGCUGAGUAAGAUAUACGACAAGUACAAAGAUCAAGGUCUAGAGAUAUUGGCUUUCCCAUGCAAUCAAUUUGGUCAGCAGGAGCCAGGAACUAACGAACAGAUUCUGGAAUUUGCCUGCACUCGCUUCAAGGCUGAGUAUCCCAUUUUUGACAAGGUUGAUGUGAAUGGGCAAAAUUCUGCUCCAAUUUACCAGUUCUUAAAGUCAAGCAAAGGUGGGAUAUUUGGAAGUGGAAUCAAGUGGAACUUCACAAAGUUUCUGGUUGACAAAGAGGGGAAUGUGGUUGAUCGCUAUGCUCCAACAACUUCUCCUCUUAGUAUGGAGAACGAUAUAAAGAAGCUGUUGGGUGUCUCCUAAGUGCUGGGAUACAGAGGUUUCAUUGCCAUUUGCCCCUACUAAAUAAAAUAGGCUUAUGUUCAAAUGGCUGUGAAGUGGUCUUGUACUAAGAUAUAAAUUGCACCAGAUCAUGUUCUAUUUAAAUAGGCAUUAACAGUUUCUUCCCGUAUUUCCCAGCAUGUUUACUGCCAA